Messenger RNA from Populus trichocarpa (black cottonwood), 3648 nucleotides. Its product is annotated as disease resistance protein RPV1. The transcript is spliced from 5 exons. The coding region runs from base 247 to 3648 and encodes 1133 amino acids. Gene Ontology annotation, molecular function: ADP binding; protein binding. Gene Ontology annotation, biological process: signal transduction; defense response. NCBI's taxonomy places the organism in Eukaryota, Viridiplantae, Streptophyta, Magnoliopsida, Malpighiales, Salicaceae. The record is from RefSeq and is a predicted model, not a curated record.
UCUUGAUCAAUAAUUGGUAUUACAUUUAGAGUACGAUGAGAUCGGAUUGUCUGUAAGGAUUUAUUUGAAGGCAAUAGACAAGAAAAAUUGUCUCUUAUCAUCAACAUUAUGCAGCUUCUUCUUCGUCUUGUUUGCUGAUGCAAAACACAAGUCAACUGUUCUUAUGAUCUAUUGGAGAAAAAGGAGAGCACUUGUUGAUUUUGAUUCUUAGUGAUUGAGGAAGACACGAUCUUGUAACUGUCUGAUAUGGCAUCUUCAUCUGCUGUUGCUCAUAAAUGGAAGUAUGAUGUGUUCCUUAGUUUUAGAGGCAAGGAUACGCGCAAUAAUUUUACCAGCCAUCUCUAUGAUGCUUUGUGUCGUAAGAAAAUCAAGACCUUCAUUGAUGAUGGGCUUGAAAGAGGAGAAGAAAUUACGGGUGCACUUUUGAGAACAAUUGAAGAAUCGAGAAUUUCAGUGAUAAUAUUCUCAAGAAACUAUGCAUCUUCUCCAUGGUGUGUGGAUGAACUGGUGAAGAUACUUGAAUGCAAGAAGGCAUAUGGGCAGAUUGUUUUACCAGUUUUCUAUCAUGUGGACCCGUCUGAUGUUGAUGAACAGACAGGGAGUUUUGGAAAUGCGUUUGCUGAGCUUGAAAGAAAUUUUAAGCAGAAGAUGGACAAGGUUCCAAGGUGGAGAGCUGACUUAACAAGUGCUGCCAAUAUAUCCGGAUGGGAUUCACAAGUCAUUAGGCCUGAGUCGAGACUCGUGGAUCAAAUUGUGCAUCAUAUUUUGAAGAAAUUGAAUUAUUCAUCCUCAAGUGAUUUGAAGGGCCUGGUCGGAAUGGAUUCACGCAUGAAGCAAAUCGAAGCCUUAUUAUGCACACAGUUACCAGAGGUUUGUGUUGUAGGAAUAUGGGGCAUGGGUGGUAUUGGUAAGACAACCAUUGCUGGAGAGAUUUUCAACAAGAUCGCUAGGGAAUAUGAAGGUCACUAUUUUCUUGCAAAUGUGAGGGAGGAAUUAGAAAAGAAUGGAGGAUUAUUUCGUAUGCGAGAUGACCUUUUCUCUAAAAUAACAGAGGAAGAAAAUCUACAUAUACGCACUCCACGUAUUGGACACCCUUUCAUUAAAGACAGGAUCUGCCGUAAAAAGGUUCUGAUUGUUUUUGAUGAUGUGAAUAAUGUAGACCAAAUUGAAAUGUUACUUGGAGGAUGUGAUUUUUUUGGUCCAGGAAGUAGAAUUAUCCUAACAUCUAGAGAUAAACAGGUACUUAAGAAAUAUUCAGACAAAAUAUUUGAGGUUGGGGGAUUGAAUUACCAGGAAGCUCUUCAUCUCUUUAGUUUGCAUGCAUUUAAGGAUAAUCAGCCCCCAUACAAUUAUAUGGAGCUGUCUGUGAGGGCAAUAAAUUACGCUAAAGGUAAUCCAUUAGCUCUUAAAGUCUUAGGUUCCUUUCUAUUUGGCAGAACGAGAAAAGAAUGGGGAAGUGCAUUGAACAAGGUUGAAAAACUUCCUCAGAAAGAAGUUCAUGGUGUGUUGAGAAUAAGUUUUGAUGCACUUGAUAGAGAAGAGAAGAGUAUAUUUCUCGAUAUUGCGUGUUUUUUUAAAGGGCAGAACAUUGAUUUUAUAAAGAGAAUACUCGAUGGCUGUGGCUUCUCAGCUGAUAUAGGAAUUAGUGUUCUUGUCGAUAAGUGUCUCGUUACUAUUUCUGGAAACAAGAUAGGGAUGCAUGAUUUGUUGCAGCAUAUGGCCCAUGAAAUUGUCAGCAUGGAAUCAGUCAAGGACCCAGGAAAACGCAGUAGAUUGUGGCAUUUUGAUGAUGUGUAUGAAGUGUUGACCAGAAAUCUGGGAACUAAAAACGUUGAAGGGAUAUUCGUAGACUUGGAUAGUUCUGAAAAGAUAAUGAAGGUGAGUUCCAGAGCGUUUGCGAGGAUGUAUAAUCUUAGAUUGCUCAAAGUUUAUAAUUCAGGAUUCGGAAAUAAUAAGAAAGUGCUCCUUCCUCAUGGCCUGGAUUCUAUUUCCAAUGAGUUGAGGUAUCUCCACUGGGAUGGAUACCCUUUGAGAUCUUUGCCGUUCAAUUUUAUUCCACAGAACCUUGUUGAAAUUAAUAUAUCUUCAAGCAAGGUUGAACAACUUUGGCAAGGAAACCAGAAUCUAGUGAAUCUAAAAGAGGUCAACCUCAGCAGUUGUAAGCAUCUAACAGAAAUCCCAGACCUCUCACAGGCUGCAAAUCUCGAGAGUUUGAAUCUUCAAUCCUGUACAAGUUUGACAGAAGUUCCUCAAUCUAUCCGAUAUCUAGACAAACUCUCCGAUUUCAAUCUGAGAUCCUGUACAAGCCUUAUAAGCCUGCCAAGUAGUAUUAAUUUGAAAUCACUCAAGACUCUUAACCUCUCAGGCUGCUUAAAUCUUAAGAAUUAUCCAGAGAUCGCGGAGAAUGUGCAGUACUUAAAUUUAAAUGAGACUUCAGUUCCAGAACUUCCCCGAUCAAUUGAGCAUCUUGGUAGACUUGUUGCAUUGAAUUUGAGGGAUUGUAAGCAACUUGGGAAUCUUCCGGAGGAUGUUUGUUCGUUGAAGUCUCUUGAAAUUGCUGAUCUGUCAGGCUGCUCAAAUAUCACCAUGUUUCCAGCUUUUCCAGAGAAAGUCAGAUAUAUUUACUUGAGUGGAACUGCAAUAGAAGAAGUUCCGUCUUCAAUCGAUCGCCUUUCAAGACUCUUUUCUUUGGACCUAAUGGGUUGCAAAAGGCUCAAGAAUCUUCCAUGUACUUUUUCUAGGUUGGCAUCUCUUGAAAAACUCAGUCUCUCUGGGUGCUCAAUCAUCACUGAGUUUCCAGAGCUUCCAGUGAGUAUUAAGGAGUUGUAUUUGGAUGGGACAGCAAUACGAGAGAUUCCUUCAUCAGUUGAGCAUUUGUCCAACCUUGUUGAAUUGAGUCUGCAAAACUGUACAAGAUUUGAGAUUCUACCUGGUAGUAUUUUUAACUUGGAAUCACUAAAAAAACUCAACCUCUUUGGAUGCUCCCAAUUCCAGACUUUCCCUUCUGUGGAUAAAUAUGGAUAUUUGACUUACCUUUGUUUAGAUGGAACAGCCAUAAGAGCAUUACCCUGGACAAUCAAAGUUCUAGCAAGUGUUUCUCGCUUGGAAAUAAAAAACUGCAGAAAUCUGGAAUGCAACUUGCUCCCUGAGGUUCAGAGUCUUUUGAAUUUCAAUGAGAGAGAGGUGAAAUUAUAUCGCCUGCGUCAGCUAUAUCUAAACGAUUGCAACUUACUUUGCUUGCCUGGGAGUCUUUCCUGCUUAUCCUCACUAGAAGUACUGGAUCUCAGUGGAAACAGUUUUACUCUGCUACCGAUACUCUCAAAACUCCUUAAGCUGGAAUCCCUUAUUUUAAGGAAUUGCUUUAGACUUACAUGUAUUCCUACCCUUCCACCAAGACUAAUGAAACUAGAUGCACACAAUUGUUCAUCGGUGAGCGGUGUAUUAGGCAGAUAUUCAACUGAGGUUGAGGGAAAUAUUUUUGAAUUGCUAUUUACUAACUGCUUUGGCUUCCAUGACAAAACUGUAUGCAAAUGCAACGACAUCAUAGAAUAUUCCUUGAGGAAAAUUAAGGUUUACGCCAAAAGAUUGUAUACACAUGUAUUUCUCCCUUCCCUUCUUUUUCUCUCCCGCUUACCUUCUAAUUCUUAA